AUGAGCUACGAUUCCGAUGUUGCAACGUUCAGCCCCACAGGAAAGCUAAAUCAGAUUACCUACGCAAUGGAGGCGCCAAGCUUUGGGUCGCCCUCCGUGGGUCUUGCCUCGAAGGACGCUGUUGUGCUGGUGGCUGUCCGACGUCAGACAACGCCUCUCAGCUCCUUCCAGGAUAAGCUUUUCGAAGUUGACAAGCACAUAGGCAUCUGCAUCAGUGGGAUAUACGCUGAUGCCUACAAGAUGCUUCGUUUACUGCGCGAUGAGUGCACCGAAUACACCUAUGUAUACGAUACACCUCACCCCGUUGGCCCCCUGGUCGCUAAACUUGCCGAGGAUGCACAGGCGCGCACGCAGUUCUGGGGCUACAGGCCUUACGGCGCAUCUCUCCUUAUUGGAGGAAUCGAUACUCGCAACAAUAAGCAAACACCUCGUCUCUACGUGCUUUCUCCCAAUGCUGUAUUCAAGGAGUAUAGGGCAGUAUCACUCGGAAUGGGCUCCCAGACAAUCAAUACUCAUCUGAAAAGCCAUGUAGAUGAGUAUGAGAACGCAUCCGUUGAGCGUCUUAUAGCAUUGGCUCUUGAUUCUCUUGGAACGGGCGUCAAAGAUUGCAGGCCUUCAGAAAAGAAUCUCAGCAUUGGCGUGCUGGACAGAACCACGGGCGGCGUCCUGCGCAUAUUGACGAAGGAGGAGAUUCUGCCGCAUAUACAGAGAUUCGAAUUAGACAAUCCUCUGCAAGAUAUUGACCAAGAUUCUGAUAACUUGGACUGA
This is a messenger RNA of Giardia duodenalis, 768 nucleotides long. RefSeq names its product 20S proteasome alpha subunit 6. The record is from RefSeq and is a predicted model, not a curated record. The transcript has a single exon. Gene Ontology annotation, cellular component: proteasome core complex, alpha-subunit complex; proteasome core complex. Bases 1 to 768 code for a protein of 255 amino acids. NCBI's taxonomy places the organism in Eukaryota, Fornicata, Diplomonadida, Hexamitidae. Gene Ontology annotation, biological process: ubiquitin-dependent protein catabolic process.